Messenger RNA from Sesamum indicum (sesame), 2170 nucleotides. RefSeq names its product pectinesterase 4. Gene Ontology annotation, biological process: cell wall modification. Gene Ontology annotation, molecular function: pectinesterase activity; enzyme inhibitor activity. NCBI's taxonomy places the organism in Eukaryota, Viridiplantae, Streptophyta, Magnoliopsida, Lamiales, Pedaliaceae. The record is from RefSeq and is a predicted model, not a curated record.
UCCAUAUCAAUCAAAUAUAGUACACUACAUGAUACAUGUAAAAAGGGGUGGUUGAGUUUCCAGUCUUUUCUUUUUUAUUUUCUCUAUAUAUCAAUAACACAACCACCACCACUCUGCUGUAUCAUGUAUGUAUGUAUGUAUAAGAAUAACCAAAUUGUUUUAAGUGUUAAUUACGUGUGUAAUCAUCACACAUAGUACAGUAGGGUACGUACGUUUUAUUAUCAAAACAGCAAGAGCAUCAAUCUAGCUAGCUACCUGAAAUCAACAUGGCGGUUGGGAAGAUCGCUGUGUCUCUGGUGUCCGUCAUGCUCGUCAUUGGUGUCGUCAUCGGAGUCGUGGUUAUGGUGAAAAGCAAUGGGUCCUCUGAUUCCCAAGAAUCCCAAACCCGUAUGCCCUCUAUGAAGAUGGUCACCUCCAUCUGUGAGCUUACUAAUUACAAGGAAGCCUGUGCCGGCAGCCUUGAAUCUGUCGCCAAGAACAAUUCUGCCACUGCCAACGAUUACAUUCUCGCCGUCGUUGAGUCCACUCUCAACGAGGUCAAGAAAUCAUCUGAGGCCACCUCCAAGGUUGUCGUCAACAAGGACACCGAUGAACUCAAUCAUGUGGCCGUCCAGGACUGCAAGGACUUCCUGGAUUAUGCCGUUGAUACACUUCAGAAGUCCAUCUCCCUGGUGGGCGGUAGCGACAUGGAAACCCUUGAGGAACGGGCGCACGAGCUCCUUAGCUGGAUGACCGCCGUUUAUGCCUUUCACACCACCUGCCUGGAUCAAAUUGAGAACCCCGAGUAUAAAGCUGCCGUCGCCAAUGGCACCCACAAUUCCACCCAACUCAGCCACAAUGCCGUCAACAUUGUCGCUGAGCUCCCUCAAAUAUUGACCCUCUUCAACUAUCAGCCUAUUCAUCAGAAUGUCACCACGGUAAUUACCUCAGGAAGUGGUCGUCGUCGUCUCAUGUCCGCCAACCACCACGAUGAAUAUCCCAGCUGGUUUGGACCUGCGGAGCGGAAGCUAUUGGCGAAGCGCGGAGGUAUCAUUCCCAACGCCGUGGUUGCCAAGGACGGGAGCGGGCGUUUCAAGACCAUUGGUGCUGCCAUUGCAGCAUGCCCCGACAACAACAAAGGCAGAUUCAUCAUUUACGUCAAGGCCGGUAUUUAUCGGGAGCAGGUCAUAGUCACCAAGAAGAAGACCAACAUCUUUAUCUAUGGAGACGGUAUUGGGAGGACAAUCGUAGCUGGGAACAAAAAUUAUGGAAUUAUGAAUAUUGGGACAAUGCAUACGGCAACAUUCGCUAACGAGGCAACUGGAUUCAUUGCCCGGGGCAUAACAUUCAGCAAUGAGGCCGGUCCACAGGGGCACCAAGCUGUUGCUUUCAGGUCCGUAGGCGACAUGUCGGCCAUGUUUGAUUGCAGCUUCGAGGGUCACCAAGACACUUUGUACUACCAGUUUCUGCGUCAAUUCUACCGCAACUGCCGCAUUUACGGAACCAUCGAUUUCAUCUUCGGAAAGGGGGACGCAGUGAUCCAGGACAGCGAGAUAGUUGUGAGGAGACCGUUGCCAAAACAGUUCAACACGGUAACAGCUGAUGGAAGAGAAAUCCCUCGAGGGAGCAACGGGUUGGUGAUCCAAAACUGCAGGAUUAUCCCGGACAAGUUUCUUUUCCCAAUCAGGUUCCAAGUGCCGUCAUAUCUGGGGCGUCCAUGGACACGUGAAGCACUGACAGUGGUGAUGCAGAGCGAGUUGGGUGAUUUCAUCAGGCCAGAAGGGUGGAAGCUGUGGGACGGUAGCAAUAACCACAAGAGUUGCGAGAUGUAUGAGUUUGGAAACAGGGGACCGGGAGCAAGAACGGAUAGGAGGAACAGGGAAUUCUCAAAGUUCAAAGUUCUGGGACCCAACCAGGCAGCCAAAUACACACCUGGCAUAUUUCUUGCAGGAAACCAAUGGUUGCCACAAACUGGUGUUCCCUUCAGGCUAGGCUUCUGAUCACUCUUAAAAUACAAACCACGUACCCUACCUACGUACAAUCGCUUGUUUCUAUUAUGUUUAAUUUGUUAUAUAUUGUAUGUUGAAUAAUUAAAUGUCUUUGAGUAUGAGAGGAACUACUCUGACUCUGACUCACACCCACACUUUCUCUCUCUAAAUUUAUAUAUAUAAUUGUUCAAUCUGGACUUGAA